Molecule: messenger RNA, 2024 nt
Organism: Trifolium pratense (red clover)
Lineage: Eukaryota; Viridiplantae; Streptophyta; Magnoliopsida; Fabales; Fabaceae
Product: U-box domain-containing protein 21-like
Exons: 1
Coding region: 527-1840 (437 amino acids)
Biological process (GO): protein ubiquitination
Molecular function (GO): ubiquitin protein ligase activity
Source: RefSeq, a predicted model, not a curated record
UUACCAACUAAGUUUUGCUUAUAUUUUAGGAAGAGUACGAGAAUAAUUAGCUUUAAAUGUGAGAGUUGAGACCAUAGGAAAGUACAUCAAUAACUUCAAUUUCUCAGUCAUACUCAUACCCACGGACCACAAGAGAAUCAUUAAUUAUACUAAAUCCAAUAAUAAAAUCAUUCACAACUCAUAUAGUUCUCCUCCAAAUAUUGAAACUUUCAACGGUCAACAUUCAAAUAGUAACCCCUAAUCCCCAAUAUUCAGUCACCUAAACUACAAUACAAACAACCCCAAAAAACUUAGUCCUUAUUUGAUUCCAAUAUUUAAUUUUUUACUUAUUCAACCACUCAUGUUACCUAGCUUUGACCCACGUACCACACACCCUUCCCCUCCACAUAUAUAACCAACCAACUCAACCUUCUCUUCAUAAAUCAUUCACAACACAAUCCUUCAUUCAAACUUCAAACAAACAAAAACAAAAACACAAAUUUCAUUAAAACAAACAAAAAAAAAAAAAACAUUUACAUAAGAAAACAUGGUAUUGUCAUGGACAAGAAGAAACAUGUUCCGUCGUACCCACAAGGCAAAAGAGCAACUUUCCGGCGGCGAUUUAACGGUGGAGGAGAUAACAAUCCCAACCCAUUUCCGGUGUCCGGUGAGUCUAGAUUUGAUGAAAGAUCCAGUAACUUUAUCAACAGGAAUCACCUAUGACAGAGUAAGUAUCGAAAAAUGGAUUGAAUCUGGAAACAAAACAUGCCCAGUUACAAAUCAGAAACUUUCAUCUUUCGAAAUCACACCAAAUCAUACAAUAAGAAAAAUGAUUCAGAGUUGGUGUGUUGAAAAUAUUUCUUAUGGAAUUGAAAGAAUUCCAACUCCUCGUAUACCUGUUUCUAGCUACGAGGUUUCUGAUGUUUGUACUAGGUUGUUGUCGGGUUGUAGAAGUUUGGAUGAGAAAAAGUGUGUUGAGUUUGUUGGAAAGAUUAAGGUUUGGUGGAGAGAGAGUGAAAGGAAUAAAAGGGUUAUUGUUGGAAAUGGUGUUUGUUCUGUUUUAGCAACGGUUUUUGAUUCUUUUUCAUGUGUUUCAUUUGAGAAACAUGUUGUUAUUUUGGAGGAGAUUUUGGAGAUUUUAACAUGGAUGGUUAUGACUCCUUUGGGCGAAUCAAAAUCAAGAUUGUUUUCGUCGUCGAAUUCUUUAAGUUGUUUGGUGUGGUUUCUUGAUGGUAAAGAUUUAGGAGCAAGACAAAAUGCUGUUUUGUUACUUAAGGAAGUUACAAAUGUUGAGGAAUUAUCAAAAGUUGAAAGUGUUGUUGAAGGUUUAAUCAAGAUUAUUAAGGAACCAAUUGGGUCAAGUGCUACAAAAGCAUGUUUGACAACAAUUUUCAAGUUGGUUUCAUCAACUAAAAAUAGAGUUGAAAUUGGUGAAAGAUUUGUUGAAUUGGGUUUAGUUUCAUUUUUACUUGAAACAAUUGUUGAUGGAGAAAAAGGGAUAAUUGAGAAAGCACUUGGUGUUUUAGAUUGUUUAUGUGACUUCAAGAAAGGUAUUGAGGUUGUGAAAAUUAAUGCUUUAACUUUACCUCUUGUGAUUAAGAAACUUUUGAGGGUUUCUCCAUUAGCUUCUAGUUUUGGUGUUAGUAUUGUUAGGAAGAUAUUAUGUGAGAAAAAGGAAGAAAGUGUUUUGAUUGAAGCAAUUCAACUUGGUGCUUUUCAGAAAUUGUUGGUUAUGUUGCAAGUUGGGUGUGAGGAGAAAACAAAGGAGAAUACUACUGAGUUGUUGAAAUUGUUGAAUGGUUAUAGAAGCAAAGCAGAAUGUGUUGAUUCUUCAUUAGAUUUUAAGUAUCUUAAGAACUAAGAAAAUGUUCUAAAUACUGAUUCAUGAGAAUUUUUUUGAUGAAUACUAUUCAUGAGAAUGAGAUUCAUUCUUUUUUUUUUGGUUUUUGUAUAGGGUAUAUUCAUUCAUUUAUAGAGACUAAAUUCUUUGAUGUAUAAAGAUACACACACAUUAAUAAAGUUCAUAGAAAUUGUAUGCUCAAAAA